UGAAGCUAAAAUAGAGAUCUAAAAGUUUCAUGUUUGAUUACAGAUUAGAAAUGACAUGAUCGAACUCCGUCAAGCUCGAUCGAUUUUCUUCCAAAAAAAUAGCUAACAAUGAAUUAAUAUUCACAUCAUCUUCAGACCAGACAAUAAUGGACAUCCCUACUCGCCUAUGCAAAACCCUCUUGAUUUCUAGCGUAGUGCUCUACUUGGCCUUCAUUUCCCUCUCCAAUCGUUACCCGAAUUGCCCUCCUUCGCACUUCCUCACCCCGACCUUUCUCGAAAUCUCAUCACCGUCGUCGUCGUUGUCUCCUACGUCCAACACCACCCGCCAAUCCACAUCGAACCCCGCCUACCCGCCCACUGUCCUCAGCCACCUGGCAUUCGGCAUCGUCGGCUCCGAGGACGCCUGGCACCACCGCCGAGCGUACAUAGAAUCCUGGUGGCGCCCGAACGCUACCCACGGGCUUCUGUUCCUGGACCAACCGCCGUCGGAGAAUCUCCUCCCCUGGUCCCGGGAGUCUCCUCCCUACAGGAUAUCCCGCGAUCUGAGGACGUUUCUGAACAAAAGCGACGUGACGCCGCAGCGGAUCGCGAAUGGGAUCGCGGAGGUUUUCCGGCAGGUGGACCAUGCGAAUCUGCGGUGGUUGGUUAUGGGCGACGACGAUUCGAUCUUCUUUCUGGAUAAUCUGGUUGAGAUUCUCCAGCGGUACGAUCACACCAAGUAUUACUACAUUGGGGCGCGGUCGGAGUUUGUGUUGUCGAAUUUCUUGUUCUCGUUCAGCCAAGGGUUUGGAGGGGCAGGAUUCAUUCUGAGUUACCCUUUGGCGAAGGAUCUGGUGAGAGAUAUGGAUAAUUGUUUGAUGAGAUACAGCCAUGUGGUUGCUGCUGAUCAGACCACCAUGUCUUGUAUUGCUGAUAUGGGAGUGAACCUUACUCCUCUUGAGGGGUUUCACCAGAUUGAUCUGCGCGGCGACAUAUCAGGUCUUCUAUCAUCCCACCCUAAAGUCCCACUCUUGUCCCUUCACCAUUUCGACAUGGUAGAGCCCAUAUUCCCCACCAUGGACCGUUCCCAGUCCACGCGACACCUAAUGAUGGCGGCGAACGCCGACCAGUCCCGGAUGCUCCAGCAAACCGUCUGCCACGACAGGCGGCGCAACUGGUCUUUCUCCAUUUCUUGGGGCUAUUCUGCUCACAUAUACGAAAGGAUUAUGCCUCGGAGCUUUCUGCAGUACCCUAUUGAGACCUUCCAGGCAUGGUUGCCGGCGCCUGGGCCCCCGUUUUACAUGUUCAACACACGCCUCCCCUCCACCGACCCCUGUGAAGCCCCGCAUGUAUUCUUCCUUGACACAGUAAAGCGUAAGGCCGAUGACAUACUGACAGUUUACCGCCGGGCGUGGCCGCGUGGUAUGCCGACUUGUUUCUUUGCCGGGAAUCAUUCCGCCGAUUACAUUCACAAAAUUCGAGUAACUUCACCGGCCAAAAAGCGAUUGGAGAUUCAUAGAAGUGAAUGCUGUGACAUCGUAGGAGUAGUGGGGAACAAGGCCGACGUUAAGUUCAGAGAGUGCAUGGACAAGGAGAUCAUGGCUUAAUUAUUAUUCCAAACUUGCGGACCAUGUAUGCAUCCAUCGUUGUUGAGAUUAAUUUCCCUUAUUCUUUAUGUUAAAACACUGAAUUUUACAAGUACUAUAGUUAGAAAUUGAGCAUCAUUACAUUUUUAUGUAAGCACUUAUGAUAAUCAAUUAAAUUUGUUUGCUUCAUGAGAACUUGGAUCAUGGAAUAAUUAAGUACUUAUAAUUAUACAAUUGUAUUCUAUCUUUAUAUAUAUGGUCACA
Molecule: messenger RNA, 1829 nt
Organism: Sesamum indicum (sesame)
Lineage: Eukaryota; Viridiplantae; Streptophyta; Magnoliopsida; Lamiales; Pedaliaceae
Source: RefSeq, a predicted model, not a curated record